AUGAUCCUAAGCGCUCUGUCCGAUAUCCAUCUCACAAUCUUCAUGAAACCCAUCCCAUUAACCCCAUUAUUUGCCGGAUACACAGUUGGCAUCAUGCCAAAAAACCUAGACAUUUCUGCUCACCACUGUGCAAUCCUCACCGGAUUCAUAGCAGUUAGCCAACUCGAGACCUUGAUUCUAUGCUUCGCGAGAAUGCACCAAGUUAUUGCACUUGUACUAAACACCCAUGUGGUUCCUAAAUUUCUACAGUACUCUUGCUACGCAUUAUGUGUCUUGUGUCCAAUUGCAUUGUGCGGAUGUAUUGAACAUUUUCAUAUCACCCAGGACCAACAAUGGGAUUAUAUAUCUGAAACUUAUCCAGAAUUGAUACCAGAGUUUCAAAAAUUGACACAUUUUGUGUUGUAUAUCAAAUCUUGUAAAUUAAAUCAUUUACUGAUUGCCAUGAUUUUAAUGUUAUCUGAAAUGUUUAUUGCCUGGUUUGUGAGUCAUUCGUCAAUCAACAUGAUCGGUCUGAUCAUUUUCUUUCCACCAUAUCAGAUAUUUUUCUUACGAGUUUUCAAGCGAAAAAAUUCAAAGCACACAACUCCAGUGGCAGUGGUUCCUGUGGUUGCGGCGGUUUCUUCAGGAUUUUGA
Messenger RNA from Caenorhabditis briggsae, 633 nucleotides. Lineage: Eukaryota; Metazoa; Nematoda; Chromadorea; Rhabditida; Rhabditidae. The record is from RefSeq and is a predicted model, not a curated record. The coding region runs from base 1 to 633 and encodes 210 amino acids. The transcript has 4 exons.